CUUCUCACCUCUCCCACCCUGUCCCUCUCCCUUGCUCUUGUCUCUUUAUCUCCCAGUUCUCUCUCCAUUCUCUUUUCCUGCCUGCCCGUCUCUUACCCUCUGCUUCUCUCUCCCCUCUCGCUCCCUCCGGGGUAGUUCCAGAAACAUACCCGUAUAUGGCCUCCGUGCCAGGGAUCACAAAUGAUGACGUCACGUGAGGGCCAACGCUCGGAUGCGCUCCCAAGUGAAGCCCGCAGCUGAUGCGCCCUGGAGGAGCUGAAGGCAGGACCACAGCCUCCGCCGUGCAAUCUCCAAACAGGAAAUCUGAGCCCCAGAACAUCUUAUAGUUUGGCUUGCAUCAUUGGUCAUGCGGUGGGCCCGAAAUAAACUCCCUGCUUCAAAGGACAGCGUUUCAGAGCGGCCAGGCGCAGCAGACAGACGCUCAGGGCCAGGGCAGAAGGAACACGCAGGGAGCAUGUGCUGAACUCAGACACUCUCAGGAAAAUCCUCGCAUCCCCUCCUGAACGGCCCCCUGAGGCAGAGCCUAGCAGGGUUUUCUGAUUUGCUGUUUCCUCCUCCCCACCAAGUGUCUCCUCUGGAGACCGGGGUGAGAGGUGCAAGAGAUGGCCACGGAGAUCAGCGCUCCGGGCACACAGCGUGCCAUUGGGAACGAGGAGUACAGCCUGUACAGCAGCCUGAGCGAGGAGGAGCUGGUCCAGAUGGCCAUUGAGCAGAGUCUGGCUGACAAGACCCGGGGUCCAACCACUACUGAGGCCUCCCUGUCCGCACGUGCCAACCGCCAGCCUGCCCAUUUCUACCCAUGGACCAGGUCCACGGCGCCUCCCGAGAGCGGCUCGGCCCACUUGGGCCUGUUCCAGGGGGUCAUGCAGAAAUACAACCGCAACAAGGCCUCCCAGCUGGCGCCUGUGGACCCGGUGCUAAAGGCCAUCAAGGAAGACGAUGAAGAGGCCUUGAAGGCCAUGAUGAAGGCGGGGAGGAACCUCGCCGAGGCCAACAAGGAGGGCUGGCUGCCGCUGCACGAGGCGGCCUACUACGGCCAGCUGAGCUGCCUGAAGGCCCUGCACCGAGCAUACCCAGCAACAAUCGACCAGCGUACCCUGCAGGAGGAAACAGCCCUUUACCUGGCAACGUGCAGGGGACACCUGGACUGCCUCCAAUCCCUGCUGCAGGCGGGGGCCGAGCCCGACAUCUCCAACAAGUCCCGAGAGACACCUCUCUACAAAGCCUGUGAGCGCAAGAACGUGGAGGCAGUGAGGAUCCUGGUGCAGUACAACGCGGACACCAACCACCGCUGCAACCGCGGCUGGACAGCUCUGCAUGAGUCUGUUUCUCGCAACGACCUGGAGGUCAUGGAGAUCCUGGUGAGCAGUGGCGCCAAGGUGGAGUCCAAGAAUGCCUAUGGCAUCACCCCCCUGUUCGUGGCUGCCCAGAGCGGGCAGCUGGAGGCACUGAGAUUCCUGGCCAAGCACGGCGCUGACAUCAACACGCAGGCCAGCGACAGCGCGUCGGCCCUCUUCGAGGCCUGCAAGAAUGAGCACCAGCUGGUGGUGGAGUUUCUGCUGUCGCAGGGCGCCGACGCCAACAAGGCCAACAAGGACGGCAUGCUCCCGCUUCACGUUGCCUCCAAGAAGGGCAACUACAGGAUCGUGCAGAUGCUGCUGCCGGUGACCAGCCGCACGCGCCCCAGCCCCCUGCUCGUGGCCAUCCGCCACGGCUCCCUGCGCAUCAUGCAGCUGCUGCUGGACCACGGCGCCAACAUCGACGCCUACAUCGCCACGCACCCCACCUCCUUCCCCGCCACCAUCAUGUUCUCCAUGAAGUACCUGUCGCUGCUCAAGUUCCUCAUGGACCUCGGCUGCGACGGCGAGCCCUGCUUCUCCUGCACCUACGGCAACGGCCCGCACCCGCCCGCCCCGCCCCCUUCCAGCAGGUUCAACGACGUGCCCGCCUGCGACAAGGCGCCCUGCGUGGUCCAGUUCUGCGAGAUCCUGUCUGCCCCCGAGGUGAGCCGCUGGGCGGGGCCCAUCAUCGACGUCCUUCUGGACUACGUGGGCAACGUGCAGCUGUGCGCGCGGCUGAAGGAGCACAUUGACAGCUACGAGGACUGGGCCGUCAUCAAGGAGAAGGCAGAACCGCCGAGACCUCUGGCUCACCUCUGCAGGCUGCAGGUUCGAAAGGCCAUUGGCAAAUACCGUCUAAAACUCCUGGACACGUUGCCGCUCCCAGGCAGGCUGAUUCGGUACCUGAAGUACGAGAACACCCAGUAACCAGGGCGCGUGGAGAAGGAGUGCUCCUCAGACUGUUUCACUGAAUCUCAGGACGGCGGGGUCCCCAAAUCCAGGGGACCUGGUGAUGGGCGAGGCUGUGGGCUGCUCCCCCUGAGCUGGGGCAGCCGCCGUGACCUCACCGGGUCUCUGGGCCAGAGCUGUGCCCAGAGCGGAGAACGGAAUAUGUCGAGGAGGAGGACAAUCUUGUUUCUUUGCAAAUCGACGAGUAGAUCUCAGACCUUCUCUGCCAUCAGGAAGGGCAGGAACUUCCGUUCCGUUCCGGGGCGGGGCGGCUGGCGGGGGAGAACGUGGGCGGGGGCGCUGGAGCGCUCAGGGCUGCGUGUGCCUUUCUGGACAACUUCACUGCGGAGCUGGCCCUGCCCCUGCCCCUCUGCUCUGUGAACCCCUCCACAGGUAUGGCCUGUUGGGGGGCUGGGGAGACCCUCGGGCCCAGAGGGCUUCCUGGUACAAUAAAUGUGGCACAGACGCCUC
This is a messenger RNA of Myotis brandtii (Brandt's bat), 2759 nucleotides long. It is a transcript of the gene ASB2, whose product is annotated as ankyrin repeat and SOCS box containing 2. NCBI's taxonomy places the organism in Eukaryota, Metazoa, Chordata, Mammalia, Chiroptera, Vespertilionidae. Gene Ontology annotation, biological process: intracellular signal transduction. The coding region runs from base 603 to 2267 and encodes 554 amino acids. The transcript is spliced from 11 exons. Gene Ontology annotation, molecular function: protein binding. The record is from RefSeq and is a predicted model, not a curated record.